GUUGACUAAUGUUUUGAAAAAAAUUGGUAUAGUAGAAAAUACAUCGGAACAUUUGUUAGAAUCGUCUGGUUGGUUUAAACAACUUUAUUCCAUAUCAGACCGUCUUUACAAACCAUCGUUUCAAUAUACUGAAGAAAUACAACACUACAAUUAAUACAAUGAUCGUGACGAUAUUUAUAGUCAUAAUAAUAACAUUACUCCUUUUGUUCACGAUUUUCCGUGAUAAAAAUUGUCUUCCAGGACCAUGGAAUUUGCCCAUUGUAGGUUACAUACAUAAACUGGACCCAGCAGCACCACACGUAACUUUAACAAAACUCGUUCAAAAAUAUGGACCUCUCUAUAGGGUCAAACUUGGGUCGAUUAACGUGACCGUCAUAGCUGAUGCUAAAUUACUAAAAAAAGUCUUAUCAAAAGAUGAAACACUUAGGAGACCGCCCCUCUACGUUAUGAACAACGUGUUUAAUAACAAAGGGUUCUUUAUGUUGCCUAUUGAGCAAUGGAAUGUUCAACGUAAGUUUCUAACAAAUUUUUUAAGAAUAAUAGGCGCCAGUAGAGCUUCCCCAAAUAAGAAAACGUGUGAGACGUUAAUAAGAAAACAUGUUGAAGAAUUUGUACAAGUUAUUAAAUGUCAAAAUCGUUGUGUAUCAAUGGAUCCUUCAGAAUCUCUAUCCCGUUGUGUUGGUAAUAUCGCUGGUAUGAUACUUCUGGGCAAAACAUUUUCGGUGGAUGACAAGACGGUUAUUGAUUUAGCACAGAACUUUGAUACGGUAUUGGAAGCUAUAGCGUUUGGAGGUCCAUUAAACUUCUUGCCAUUUUUACGUUUCUUACCAAAGUUCAAAAAAUCACUAGCUUCACUAAAAAAGGCUGUUCAUAUAAUUCAUGAUCUUCAAAAGAAACUUAUAAAUGAAUGCCAAGAGUCCAUGUCCAGGGUCAAAACUGAUGUUCCAUCUAACCUUAUUCACGCAUUUCUCCUCCAGAUGUCUAGAGGCAGCCCUGAUUACAUUUACAACCAUGAUCAACUUCACUAUCUUUUAUUUGACAUUUAUAUUGCUUUCACGGAGACCACGAAAACUUCGUUUGGUUGGAUUUUACUAUAUCUGGCCCAGUACGAAGAAGUGCAAAAUAAAAUACGACAAGAACUUCUAGAACUAGUGCAAGAUAAAACUAUCGAAAUGGAUGACUUUGUGAAUUUACACUAUACUAAAGCAGUUAUUGCUGAAGUGGCUAGAAUUAGAACUGUAGCACCUUUGGGAGUACCACAAUGGGUAUCUGAAAAUGUUUGCGUGGAAGGUUUUACAUUUCCCAAAGAUACAAUGAUAAUGCCUUUAUUAUGGGGAAUCCACAUGGAUCCAACAGUGUACAAAGAACCGGGAGAAUUUCGCCCUGAAAGAUUUCUAGACGAUGAUGGAAAAUUCUUCAAACCGGAAUCGUUCCUUCCUUUUCAGACCGGUAAAAGAAUAUGUAUUGGAGAAGAAUUAGUAAAAAUGAUGGCGUCCAUAUUUGUUGUCAUUGUGGUGAAGAAUUUUAAACUUGCACCGCCUAUUUUCGCUUCGAUAGAUUUCACUGGCGUUUCUAAAGCUUCUCUCUCUCCAAAACCACAGGAAAUAAUGUUUAAGAAGAUAUAAAUGUCUAUGUAAUUAAUACUGUUACUGUUAGUAAUACUGUACUUACUU
This is a messenger RNA of Zophobas morio, 1673 nucleotides long. Its product is annotated as cytochrome P450 306a1-like. The record is from RefSeq and is a predicted model, not a curated record. NCBI's taxonomy places the organism in Eukaryota, Metazoa, Arthropoda, Insecta, Coleoptera, Tenebrionidae. Gene Ontology annotation, molecular function: heme binding; iron ion binding; oxidoreductase activity, acting on paired donors, with incorporation or reduction of molecular oxygen, reduced flavin or flavoprotein as one donor, and incorporation of one atom of oxygen. The coding region runs from base 159 to 1625 and encodes 488 amino acids. Gene Ontology annotation, cellular component: intracellular membrane-bounded organelle; cytoplasm. The transcript has 7 exons. Gene Ontology annotation, biological process: xenobiotic metabolic process.